This is a messenger RNA of Biomphalaria glabrata, 534 nucleotides long. RefSeq lists its product as uncharacterized. The transcript has a single exon. The record is from RefSeq and is a predicted model, not a curated record. The coding region runs from base 1 to 534 and encodes 177 amino acids. NCBI's taxonomy places the organism in Eukaryota, Metazoa, Mollusca, Gastropoda, Planorbidae.
AUGUCCAGAGAGGGCAAAGGUUUAGACAAGACUAUGUCCGGAGAGGUCAGAGGUGUAGACAAGACUAUGUCCAGAGAGGGCAGAGGUGUAGAUCAGACUAUGUCCAGAGAGGGCAGAGGUGUAGACCAGACUAUGUCCAGAGAGGUCAGAGGUGUAGACAAGACUAUGUCCGGAGAGGUCAGAGGUGUAGACAAGACUAUGUCCGGAAAGGGCAGAAAUGUAGAUAAGAUUAUGUCCAGAGAGGGCAGAGGUUUAGACAAGACUAUGUCCGGAGAGGUCAGAGGUGUAGACAAGACUAUGUCCGGAAAGGGCAGAAAUGUAGAUAAGAUUAUGUCCAGAGAGGGCAGAGGUUUAGACAAGACUAUGUCCAGAGAGGGUAGAGGUGUAGACAACACUAUGUCCGGAGAGGUGUGUACCGGGUACUCACUGAUGGAUAAUGUACUCAUUGACAAGUUCGUUGAACAGAAACUAAAUAAAGAGAUUCAGAAGCUGAAAAAGCCUGGACUUGAAAGAGUUAAACAUCCAGAGCUAUAA